UACUAUAAAACCCACCCUCUCUUUUCAUCUUUCUCCAUCAAUUUCUGUACAAUUUUCAUCUUUCUCUUUCAAAUUCAUACAAUACACAACAAUGGUGCUCUCCAAAACUUUCUCAGAGUCGGAUGUCUCUGUUCAUUCCACCUUUGCCUCUCGCUAUGUGCGGGACUCUGCUCCAAGAUUCACCAUGCCCGAAAACUCCAUGCCCAAGGAGGCUGCUUUUCAGAUCAUCAACGACGAGCUCAUGCUCGAUGGCAACCCCAGGCUCAAUUUGGCUUCCUUCGUCACCACUUGGAUGGAGCCCGAGUGCGAUAAGCUGGUGAUGGACUCUGUCAACAAGAACUACGUCGAUAUGGACGAGUACCCUGUUACCACCGAGCUUCAGAAUCGAUGUGUCAAUAUGAUUGCCCAUCUCUUCAACGCUCCCUUGGGAGAUUCCGACACGGCGGUCGGAGUUGGCACGGUGGGAUCCUCGGAGGCCAUCAUGUUGGCGGGAUUGGCCUUCAAGAGGAAGUGGCAGAACAAGCGGAAAGCAGAGGGGAAGCCUUAUGAUAAGCCGAAUAUCGUGACAGGGGCGAAUGUUCAAGUUUGUUGGGAGAAAUUCGCGAGGUACUUUGAAGUGGAGCUGAAGGAAGUGAAGGUGAGAGAAGGGUAUUACGUGAUGGACCCUGUCAAGGCGGUGGAGAUGGUGGAUGAGAACACCAUCUGCGUCGCCGCCAUUUUGGGGUCGACUUACAAUGGGGAAUUCGAAGAUGUGAAGCUGUUGAAUGAUUUGUUGGUGGAGAAGAACAAGAAAACAGGGUGGGAUACUCCAAUUCAUGUGGAUGCUGCCAGCGGUGGAUUCAUAGCGCCGUUUUUGUAUCCAGACCUCGAAUGGGACUUCCGGCUUCCGUUGGUGAAGAGCAUCAAUGUGAGUGGGCACAAAUAUGGGCUUGUCUACGCCGGAAUUGGAUGGGUCAUUUGGAGAACCAAAGAGGAUUUGCCUGAAGAGCUGAUUUUCCACAUAAAUUACCUCGGAGCGGAUCAACCCACCUUCACUCUCAACUUCUCCAAAGGGUCAAGCCAAAUCAUCGCUCAGUAUUACCAACUAAUCCGCUUGGGUUUCGAGGGGUAUCAGAACGUGAUGCAGAAUUGUCACGACAACGCAAUGGUGCUGAAGCAAGGGCUUGAAAACACAGGAAGGUUCAGCAUAGCGUCGAAGGACAUGGGGGUGCCAGUGGUGGCAUUCUCUCUGAAAGACAGAAGCCGGCACGACGAAUUCGAGGUGUCGGAAAUGCUGCGACGGUUCGGGUGGAUCGUACCGGCAUACCCAAUGCCAGAGGGGGCGAAGCAUGUGUCGGUUCUUCGCGUGGUGAUCAGAGAAGACUUCUCGCGCACUCUUGCAGAGCGGCUGGUGCUUGAUAUCGUGAAAGUGUUGGCCGAGCUUGAUACUCUGCCACCCAAGAACGGUGCAAAAUCGAGAAGCUUGGAAAAUGGGACUAAGGAGAAGGCAGAGGAAGCAGGGAGGGAAAUAGCGAGUUAUUGGAGGAAUAUAACCAUGGCUAGGAAGAUGAAGCUUGCUGAGACUCAAGCUGGUCCUUCAGUAACAGUCAUUGCCAAAUAAGAAAGAGGACACUCCGCAAUUUUCGAUGGGUUUAAAUCCAAUCAAAAGAAAAUAACAUUUUUUUUCUUUCCAUUUAUGAAAUUUUGAGAUUGAACUU
Cucurbita moschata (crookneck pumpkin) is the source of this 1697-nucleotide messenger RNA. RefSeq names its product glutamate decarboxylase 4-like. Gene Ontology annotation, molecular function: pyridoxal phosphate binding; glutamate decarboxylase activity. Gene Ontology annotation, biological process: L-glutamate catabolic process. The transcript has 3 exons. The record is from RefSeq and is a predicted model, not a curated record. Gene Ontology annotation, cellular component: cytosol. The coding region runs from base 92 to 1600 and encodes 502 amino acids. NCBI's taxonomy places the organism in Eukaryota, Viridiplantae, Streptophyta, Magnoliopsida, Cucurbitales, Cucurbitaceae.